Molecule: messenger RNA, 13898 nt
Organism: Anolis carolinensis (green anole)
Lineage: Eukaryota; Metazoa; Chordata; Lepidosauria; Squamata; Anolidae
Gene: gli3
Product: GLI family zinc finger 3
Exons: 15
Coding region: 3051-7589 (1512 amino acids)
Biological process (GO): smoothened signaling pathway; regulation of transcription by RNA polymerase II
Cellular component (GO): nucleus
Molecular function (GO): RNA polymerase II cis-regulatory region sequence-specific DNA binding; DNA-binding transcription factor activity, RNA polymerase II-specific
Source: RefSeq, a predicted model, not a curated record
GAAGUGACCGCUUAAUUCGCCUCAUUGUUGGACCGGCCCUGGGUGCAAUUUAAACUAAUGGAGGUGAGGAGGUCCAGAAGAUACUAGAUGUGCAAUCUACAGUUGACUACACUUUUCACAGUAAACCUACAUGUUCCUUUCUGUUGGAACCACCAGAGAUAUAUGCAUUAAGUAGUUUCUCCAUCAACAUAUACAUCAAUGUGCGUUGAGAAUCAUAGCAUUACAAAAAAUAUAAUUUAUUCAGCUCAAAUGACCUGGUAAUCUCAAAUGACCUGGUACAUCUCAAGUGAAACUUUCCAGAAAGGAGUUGACAAUCUAUGUGCAGAGAGAAGGGAAACACGGAAUAAAGGAAUGAGGUCAAAACGUAUUUAUAAUUGCAGUAGAACUUGGAUAAUGUUAAACUUAAAGAGUUGGAUAAUCUUUGGAGAAAAGAAACAUAGGAAAAACUAAAUGGAAAAAAAUAGACUUAAAAAUGGAAAAUAGUAAUUGUGAAGAUGUUAUGGAUGUGAUCUAGAAUGGAGUUCCAGUUGUAUGAAAUACUUUCUUCCUCCUUUUUUUUUAACUGUUAUUAAAUGAAAGAAAGAGACCAAGUAGAAAUGUAAUAUGUUCAGCACAGAAGACUGCUAAACACUAAGACUUGUAUUAUCCAAAGAACUACUAAAAUCUUGAUUUGUGGAUAAUUGUUCUAAUUCAUAUCAACUUCAAUUCCUAUGUUCUUAGCUUUCUGGUCUUCUUCCCAUCCACUUUAACAGGAUUGUGAAUCCCUGUGCUUUCAACUUAUGUCUUAGAAUUUUGUGGGAAUAUGGAUAAUACUUAAUUAUUACUGUAGGAGACAGUGUGAGGAUCAAGUCCAUUGCCUUCAUAUCUUCCACACUUUUCUUAAUAUGCAGUUUCCCCAUUUCUUCUUUUAUAACCACAGAUAUUUAAAAAGGUUCUGGGAAAAAAAGCAAAAUACACCCCUCCCCAUGGAUCAAGGUAUGAAAAUAAAUGAUAGUGAAGGCAUUAUGUGUGUGUAAUCCAAAAAGGGCAACAAGAAAAGUAUUUUAAAAAUUACUGAUAAGUUGAAAAUCCAUUAAAAAGAAAAUAUACAUCUAUACAUUUUAAUUUUGUUAGGUCAGAUAGUAUAGACUAGCUGGAAAGCACAUAAUGUUUGUACAAUGUUCAAGCACCAUGUAUAAAGAAAGUCCAAUGUUUGCUAUCUAGCCCACUGUGAUAAUUUUGAUUUAUAUGUUCAUGAUGGGCUAGAAAUCUGAUUUGUUAAUGCCUUUCUGUGAAUGCAUUUUGAAGGCGCUUACUUUAAGAAUAGCAUUUUGCAAGGUAAACAUUCAUGAAGCUAGAAAAAAAAAUCUUCCUGGAAACUUUCCUUCAUACAGUAAACUUUAUAGCUUGGUCCUCUGCAUGAUUAUUUAGAAAGUAAAUCUCAUUGAUUUCCACAUAAAUUAGCUCUCAAUAAACUUGUGUAAGACAGAGGGAAGUAAUCACUAUAGAGUUUCUUUAGAGGGUCUACAGAUACAGCAAGGGGAAAAUUGAAGAGGUGGAGUAGGUUAAGUGAGUUCUUACUGUGGCCAAAAACGUGUGAUCAAGGUACAUGAGAAGCCACACAUACAAUCAAUGUGGCCACAAUACUGUUCCGUCAUUCAGAAGUAUACCUGGCCUCCAAAAUGUAGAACUUCUUGUUACACAUAGGAAAUCUCUUCAUUAUUGGUUAUCUAUUCUAUUAAACAUUUUAGUAUUAAAUUCGGGGAGGGAAGCAUUAGCUUUAAGUGCUACUGUUAUAAGAAUUCUUAUUCUGCCAUCAUUUUAGUAAUUUAAUGAUGGUGUGCUUCCUUAGUAAACCAAAUCUAGAGUACUAGAAUGCUUAUCUUAUAUCCAGACCUUGAACAUAAAAGGCAUUUUAUACCAGCAAUUGUUCAUUUAAUGAGCAAUUGCUGACUGCAGGCCGGUUAAGGGAUUGAGCUAUAUGCACCAUUAUUGCGAGAAGUAUUCCGAAAUACCAGAAAUAGGACGUAAGCUCUGAUCAGGAAGACUGUGAGCACAAUUACCUUCUUUUCAAAUCCUUCUGUGACACUGCGGGAGGAAAAAAGACUUUGAAACUUGAAAGGAUAGAGCUUGCUUUCAACCUCAAAAGCUAGGAGGAAAGGGCUCUGAAAUUUGCUCAGUAUUCCCAAUUCACCAUUAGCCUGUUUCUUCCUUUAGCCUCAAGGCAUUCUCUGCUUUUUGAAAAGAUGUUAAGAAAUUCAGUCACAAUAGAGAGCCUAGUUUUGAACAUGUUUCACUCGGUCCAUUGAGGUCUGGUCUUCAGCCUUUGUGUGGGGUGAAUUGAGCUGAGCAGCUAGCUGGUUGGGGAGAGGUGAAUGAGCAGUCUAUACGCAAGUCACCAAUUCUGGCAAAAGAAAAGAUUACCCUUUGCUUAAAAAGAAGAAGAAGGAGAAAUUUACAAUAUGCAUUCCUGUACAAGUCUGCCAGUGGCAAUCUGUGGAGCAGAGCUUGCGCUUAAGUCAAUAUGGAGCACUUUGGUUUAUAGUAACUCUUGUUAAGUUUGCCUUGUAAUUGAAGAUGCUGUUGACCUUGCUCGAAGACCAUUUGUAAAACCGUUUAUUUAGCAUAAACUGAAAUAAUAAACCCUCCUUCUCUUAGGGCCGAUUGUGAUAGGGUGACAUUAGUUUGAUUUAAUGAUUAGCCGCCUGACCCCUCAGCUUGAGAGAGCGGCUUGAAUAGGGAGAGUUCACUACCAAGCGCACAGGAAGAAUACUAAUGAGCUUGUUAAAUUUAGCAUGGCACCAACCAAUUUUAAUUCCUCUAAUGGGAGAAGCGCUGCCUGAGAGAGAGGGAGGGAUUCAGAGUGUGUGUAUCAGAGAGAGAGACUGAGGCAAGGAGGGAGAAAAAGAGGGAGAAAGUGAGAGACACUAAGAGAGGAUUGCCCCCACAUCAGUAGCUAGAGAAUUUCACUCAAGACAAGAGCUUCCAGAGACCAGGCAAGAUCCUUCCGAUUGAGUUAGGAUGAAAGUCCUGGACAGACCUAUCACAGAGAGAGAAGAAACGCAAUCACAAUGCAGCCACAGGGUGGGCAAGGCCUCGGUAAAAUCAGUGAAGAGCCUUCGACAUCUAGCGAGGAAAGGGCCUCAUUAAUCAAGAAGGAGAUCCAUGGAUCUAUAUCUCAUCUUCCUGAGCCUUCAUUACCUUACCGUGGGACAGUCUUUGCCAUGGAUCCCAGGAAUGGUUAUAUGGAUCCUCCUUACCAUUCAGCCUCUGCUUUGAAUUCUAUAAAGUACUAUCCACCUCACCUUUUCCCAGCAUUCCACCCUCCUGUACCAAUUGAUGCAAGACAUCACGAGGGACGUUAUCAUUAUGAACCAUCCCCCAUUCCUCCGUUACAUGUGCCUUCUGCUCUAUCAAGUAGUCCAACAUAUUCAGACUUGCCGUUCAUCAGAAUAUCCCCACACAGGAAUCCUGUUGCAGCAUCAGAGUCUCCUUUUAGCCCACCUCAUCCAUAUAUUAACCCUUACAUGGACUAUAUCCGAUCUUUGCACAGCAGCCCUUCUCUGUCUAUGAUUUCAGCAGCCCGAGGACUGAGCCCUACAGAUGUGCCACAUGCUGGAGUUAGUCCAGCUGAAUAUUACCAUCAGAUGGCUCUGCUGGCAGGUCAGCGCAGCCCAUAUGCAGACAUCAUUCCUUCAGCAGCCACAGCAGGAGCUGGUGCCCUUCAUAUGGAGUAUCUCCAUGCUAUGGACAGCGCCAGGUUUCCGAGUCCCAGGCUGCCAACGAGACCAAGUCGAAAGAGAACAUUGUCCCUAUCGCCUCUGUCUGAUCACAGCUUCGACCUUCAGACCAUGAUCCGGACAUCUCCAAAUUCCUUAGUCACAAUUCUUAACAAUUCCCGUAGCAGUUCUUCAGCAAGUGGCUCCUAUGGCCAUUUAUCUGCAAGUGCAAUAAGCCCAGCUCUGAGUUUUACAUAUCCUCCCACACCAGUAUCCCUCCAACAGAUGCACCAACAAAUCAUCAGUCGCCAGCAAAGCUUGGGCUCAGCCUUUGGACACAGUCCUCCACUCAUCCAUCCUGCUCCAACCUUUCCUACCCAGAGGCCUAUCCCUGGGAUUCCUAGUAUCUUGAAUCCUGUCCAAGUGAGUUCAGGUCCAUCGGAGUCUACACAGCAGAACAAACCCACAAGUGAAUCUGCAGUGAGCAGUACAGGAGACCCGAUGCAUAACAAACGUUCAAAGAUAAAACCUGAUGACGACCUCCCCAGCCCAGGUGCAGGAAGCGUGCAGGAACCACCAGAAGGAAUGACCUUAGUAAAAGAGGAAGGAGACAAAGAUGAAAGCAAGCAGGAGCCUGAAGUGGUCUAUGAGACAAACUGCCAUUGGGAAGGCUGUUCACGGGAGUUCGACACUCAGGAACAGCUAGUGCAUCAUAUAAACAAUGAUCACAUACACGGGGAGAAAAAAGAGUUUGUAUGUCGAUGGCUGGAUUGUUCCCGAGAGCAGAAGCCAUUCAAAGCCCAGUACAUGCUGGUUGUUCACAUGAGGAGGCACACAGGAGAAAAGCCACACAAAUGCACUUUUGAAGGUUGUACAAAAGCCUACUCCAGGCUGGAAAACUUGAAAACCCACUUGAGAUCUCACACUGGAGAGAAACCAUAUGUCUGCGAACAUGAAGGCUGCAACAAAGCAUUUUCCAAUGCAUCUGAUCGUGCCAAGCACCAAAACAGAACUCAUUCCAAUGAGAAACCCUAUGUCUGCAAAAUACCAGGGUGCACAAAGCGCUACACAGAUCCUAGUUCUCUUCGAAAACAUGUAAAGACUGUGCACGGCCCUGAGGCCCAUGUUACCAAGAAGCAGCGUGGAGAUAUCCACCCACGGCACCCCCCACCUCGAGACCAAGGCAGCCAUUCUCAAAGCAGAUCCCCCGGCCAUCAGACUCAGGGUGCAAUUGGGGAGCAAAAAGACCUCAGCAACACUACCUCAAAGCGUGAAGAAUGCCUCCAGGUCAAAGCUGUCAAGUCAGAGAAGCCAAUGGCAUCUCAGCCAAGCCCUGGUGGUCAGUCUACAUGCAGCAGCGAACAGUCCCCCAUCAGCAACUAUUCCAACCAUGGGAUCGAGCUUAAUCUGACCAGUAGAGGUAGUGUAGGAGACCUCAGUGUCAUAGAUGAAACCCCUAUCAUGGACUCUACCAUUUCAACAGCAACCACAGCACUUGGCUUACAGGCCAGGAGGAAUAUGACAGAGACCAAAUGGAUGGAGCAAGUCAAGUUAGAAAGGCUGAAACAAAUCAAUGGAGCGCUUCCAAGACUGAACCUCAUGCCACCUUCCAAAGGCCCAACCUUGCCACCUCUCAUAGGAAAUGGUACUCAGUCAAACAACAGCUGUAGCCUAGGAGGAAACAUGGCUAUCCUAACCCACAAAAAUGAACUCACAAACACGGAUAUCACUGUGUUAAACAUGCUGAACAGAAGGGACAGCAAUACCAGCACAAUCAGCUCAGCCUACAUGAGCAGCCGUAGGUCCUCUGGAAUUUCACCUUGCUUCUCUAGUCGCAGAUCCAGCAGUGCUUCUCAGGGUGAGGGAAGGCUCCAGAAUAUCAGUGUGGCUGAUUCCUAUGACCCCAUUUCAACUGAUGCCUCAAGGCGAUCUAGCGAAGUCAGCCAGUGUGACGGCUUACCGGGUCUUCUCAGCCUUACCCCUGCCCAACAGUAUAGGCUGAAAGCAAAAUAUGCAGCAGCUACUGGUGGACCUCCACCAACACCACUACCUAAUAUGGAGAGGAUGACCUUGAAAACAAGAAUGGCACUGUUGGGUGACUGCCGGGAAUCUGGAAUGUCACCACUGCCCCCCGCUAAUUCUCCUAGAAGAUGUAGUGAUGGUGGGACAAAUGGUUACAGCAGGAGACACUUACUGCCUCAUGAUGUGAUGGGGAAUGGUACAAGGAGAGCCAGUGAUCCUGUGAGACUAGUCUCUGAGAAUCUUUCUUUCCCCAGAGUGCAGCGUUUCAACAGCCUCAAUUGCUUUAACCCUCCUGCUUUGCCUCCCUCUGCGGAAAAACGCAACUUUGUCCUUCAAAACUACACACGAUCUGAUGGUGGCUUGUUUCGCAACUUCUGUUCACCAUGUCCUCCAAGCAUCUCUGAAAAUGUGGCUAUGGAGGUUGCUACCAUGGAGGCAGAUGGCAAUUUGAAUGAUGAAGAUCUUCUGCCAGAUGAUGUGGUCCAAUAUCUGAAUUCUCAGAAUCAAAUGUACAACCAAAUGCCAAAUGGUGGAUUAGAUAACAACAAAGGGCAUAACAGUUCAGUAAUAGGGAACAACAACAGCUUUGAGCAAACCCCGCCAGAAGCCAGUAAAAAUGAUCUGCCAAUUCAGUGGAAUGAAGUAAGCUCAGGAAGUUCUGAAUUGUCUCCAUCAAGAUUAAAAUGUGGGCAGCGAUCUCUGAUCCAGCAAAAUCAAACCCCUGGGUUCUAUAAUAACCUAGUUGUCCAGUCGCAGAACAAUGGGCUGGAAAGAAAUGUUAUGACUCAACAAAAUGGCUACAGGCAUCUACUAGACAGCAAUGGCUCUUGCAAUUUACAACAUAACAUGGCCAUGAAUAACGGUGACACCAACCGUUCUUACCACUUUCAGUCUAGUAAGGUACAACUAUAUAGUGAAAGUACUGGCAGACAACCAAUGGACCAUACCUCUGAAAUGGUGGUUCAAGGGCAAAAGGUGAGAAACAAUUAUAUGUUAGCUAAUGGGAACCAGCACAAUUUUGGCUGCCCUGUGGUAUCAGAUGAGCCAUCUGCCAGUGUAAUGAAUAAGAUGCAGAGCAGAAACAUGGUCCUCCAAGAGUACUUUCCUCAUCAAUCAGCAGAUGAAGUCAGUCACUACCAUGAAGUAGACCAUUCCAGUAAAACAAUGCUAGAGCAAGUCACUGCUCCCUCACAACGCAGCCUUCACCAAGGGUCACAGAGUUAUCUGCCACUUUCCGAAAACGUUGGGAUCCAACCUUCAGGUUUGAUGAUAGGCAGAGGUUACCAGCCCUGUGUGAGCUAUUGUGGUGGCAGAAUGCAGAACAUGGUGAGGAAUAAUUCCGUGCAACAGGGACAUGGUAGGGAUGCCAGCCAGGCACACAAGGUCAAUGGCAUCAAAGUAGAGUCUCAAAGUCAGUCGCAACAAUUCUGUUCUAAUAUGCAGAAUUACUCUGGUCAGUUGUAUGACCAAACCACAGGGUUUAUCCAGCAAGCUUUGAAAACAGGGGCUUUCCCCCUUUCAGAAGCCAACUGCCUCCUGCAGGGGACUAGUGAUGCAAAUUCAUCAGAGCUUCUCUCUCCAGGGGCCAACCAGGUGACAAGCACUGUUGACACCAACAGCCUUGAAGGCGUGCAGAUCGAUUUUGAUGCUAUCAUAGAUGAUGGUGAUCAUGCCAGCUUAAUUUCAGGAGCCCUAAGUCCCAGCAUCACCCAGAAUUUCUCCCACAAUUCCUCCCGUCUCACCACUCCCCGAGCGUCUCUUACAUUUCCAGCAAUGCCCAUAAGCACAACCAACAUGGCUAUUGGGGACAUGAAUUCUUUAUUAACCUCACUUGCUGAAGAAAGCAAGUUUCUUGCUGUUAUGCAAUAGCUAUGAACAACUUAAAAGGUGAAAGAUUUUUAAAAGUCAAUUUUUUUAGUUGUUUUAAGUACUUUAGCAGUCUCAUCUCACUUAAAUGGGAUGUGUUUCAUGUAUAUUCCUUUUAUGGAAUAAGGACUGAAAAACCCUAAAGUGUUCUAGGGAGAAACUGUCUUCCAUUUCAGUUUUGAAUCAGUAUUGUUACACCCGCAAUUCCCUUCAUUAUUUUUAAUGACAACACUUCUAUGUGUUUAUUUUUUAAUUGUAAACCAAUGUAAAAUUGUGAUGUGCAUGUGGGUUUAUUUUUGAUGAAGUUCUGAUGAAAUGUUACAACUUCCUGUUAUUCAAAAGAAAAUGGAAAUUAUGUUGUCAGAUUCUUACAUUCAGUUUCUAACAUGUAUACACAGCAUUACUAGAUAUCAAGCUGAAAUUUGGGGUUGCAUCCACUUAGCAAAUCUCCUAUGCAAAUUCAUCAGAAAAAUUGGUUUGAAACAAAGUGAACAAUUGAUUUUAAAAGGGGUGGGGGAGGUACGAAUGCCCUGAGAUGUCAUUUCAUUUGCUCUCCACCAGUAAAUUUCAUAUUGUCUACCUUCAAUGAAUACUUCCCACAUUGUCUGUCUACUGCAGAGUUUCAAAGCCCUGUUUAAGGGCACACAGUUGAUGAAGAGUAUUUUCCUGACUGGUGGGUCUUUUCAUCAUCCUUUAUCAGUAGUGGAAAGGUUGUGCCUCCCUGGGCCUUAUGUGUAGCUCUUCAUGGAUCCCAUACCUCCCUCUGAGUAGUUACCACAGGUUGGAAAUAUUUUUGCAGUAAGUUAAUGUAAGUUUAAAAAAAUGAUUUGUUAUUCAAGAUUACCCAUUGGUAUCAUGUUACAAUUCAGUAAUAUCAAAUAUUUGCAUAACUUAAAAAUACAAAAAAGGUCCUAAAUGUCCCAGUAUAUUAUCUCAUUUUACCAAAGUUCCAACAACAAAUAAUUCUUAAAUAAUUUUUCAAUGUAAACUGUUGCUUCCUUGUAAGCCCCCUAUCUAUUCCACAUCAUGACCUAUUUUCCACCUCUCUAAUAGUAUGGUGAAAACAAGUUAUAUCAGAAUCCUCAAAGGAGAGGGACUCCUCAAUGAAAGAAAAAGCUCCAUGAUUUUUGUGUGUACUCACACACCACUGUGUGCACAUCUAUGUGCAAACAUGUUCAUGGAUAGCCCCACAGCCAACACAUACACUCCCCAGUGCUGACAAGGAUGUGUACCCCUUCCCUGUAUGAACUGAGAGUGUAAAUGAAACCACAUUGGGUUCAUAUUGUAGGGGAGGGUCAGGGAUAAUAUAUAACCUCCUAUUAGGAAGUGCUAUUUUCCAUUACUGGUGUGCUCACUGUAGAACCAGAAGAACAACCAGAUUCAUCUGAAAUACAGGUUGGAAACCACUACUCUAGAUUGAAAAAUAGAAUACAUUUCAUAAAGAGCUGAAUCUUAAAAUUUCCUUGAUGUCAUUCUGUAUGUCCAGCUGGAUUUUAUUUUCCAAAAUAUCAUUAUAACAAUACAUUCCAUAGUUCUUGAUUGUGAACAGGAAAGCACCUCAAACAUUCUGUCGGUAUAAAGACAUAACUCUUUCAGUUCUUCUAAAAGUGUCCUAAUCGCAGACAUGUUCAGAUUAUUGUGUUUGACACCUAGAUUUAAAGAGGCCAUUCAAAUCUUCAUCUAAUAACAAGUACAUAUCCCAUAGGGUGCAAUAAACAUAGCUUUGAGCCAUAAUCUUCUAAUUUUAUAACAAUCUCAGAGUGGUGAGAACGCAGUUGAACUUCUACUUUUGUGGAAACAAAAAGAGGCAAACCGAGAUAUUGCCCAUCUCUGCUCUAUAGCCUGAAGAAAGGGCUUCUUCCUAUUCACUUCCACUUUUUUAUCAGCCUCAGACAAACACCAGCAUUCUUCAAACUUAAGAGCACAAAGGAAUCGCUCCUAGGUAUUUUGGAAACAAGGCAACAAAACGCACAACAGAAUUCUAUGUAAUCCACCAUUAUGAUGUUGGGGUCCAUACUGUUCUCUAUGAGAAGCACAUAUAAAUGAGUCAUGAGUGAAAUAACCGCCUCUUGCAUUUUAACAGGGAAGUCAAUAGCAAAACAGGCUACCAAAACAAUACAUGCAGAGGCACUAUAAGAAUGCCCAUUGAACAAACAGAGCAUGCAGAAUAUCAGAGAGAUAUAAAACUCAAAGGCUAGUUAUACAAAUAUAUCUUGUACAGAAAGCUGUGAUUUCUCUUUUUAAGUGGCAUUUCCUUGUAAAUGGGGUAUUCGACACUACAUUUGGUAGACCAGAACUAGUUCCACCACCAAGAUAGUGUUUCUGUUAUUCUACAUCAGUAGAGAACCCCUGGUGGCACAUGCAAAUGUGAGUAGAUCAGUAGGUACUGCUUUGAUGGGAAGGUAACAGCGCCCCAUUCAGUCAUCCAGCCACAUGACUUUGGAGACAAUACCGCCUCUUCAGCUUAGAAAUGGAGAUGAGCACCAUCCCCCAGAGUCGGACAUGACUAGACGUAGUAUCAGGGGAAAACCUUUAUCUUUACAUCAGCAGAAAUCUGCCCAAAUACAAAGACUGUUGCUCACAAUUAAUGUCGUCAUGUAAAGUUUACAAUGUCUUUAUGACAAAUCUGUUUCCAUUUUGGAGAUCCAGUACGCUCAGUUGGUUUGACAUCUGGGGUCCAGUUUAUUUCUUUUUACAUUUUUUCACUACUGUUUACAUUCUUUUUCCAGUUCUAUUUCACACCGCAGCAACAAAUUAAGUACAAUUGUUGGGCUUAAAUGUGCUUCGUUGUUUGUGUCUGAUUGUGGUUCUCUGCUUCUUAUCUUAAUGGCAACCACAUGCUUCUUACUGAUCCAUGGUACAGGCAAAUUAUAAAUUCAUGGGAGAAACAAAAGGCUCUUUUCAGAGAUACUUUGCAACUCUGCUUUUUUAUAUAUAUAUAAAAUAGGCUUUAUUCCCCCAUUGCCACCACCUCCAAAUCUUCCCGUGCUGGUGGACUUUAUAAUAAUUUGCUAUAUCUAAACACUUUCAGUAAUAUUACGACUAUUGGCCACAUUUUAGAAGAUGUUCCUCUGUUAUAUUUAAGUUUUCCUUUCAGGAGAAUAGUUGAAAUGAUGUUUUCAUUUACUCAUGUUUUUUCCAGUGGGCUGACAAAUGUUACAUUUAAAUUGAUAUAUUGUCUACUCAAACAGAGGACACUGAAAAUAUAUUUAUAUAGCGAUGUGAGCUGUGGUGUCUGAAAAUAACCAUCCAUGUGAAUAUUCCUGAUAAUUCAGAGAAUAUUCUUGGCAAUCAUUGGCAUAAAGAUUAUCCACUGAAAGGAGGGUUCCUCUUUGGCAUGUUUUUUUUCUUAAAUGGGAAUAACGCUAUUUACAUUAAUAAACAGUAUAUGUUACUCUUUUAUAUACUUGAGUUAAUUACUACUUUGUAUUGAAUAUUAUGUUUCACUCUAAAGUUCAAUAGGUUGGAUCCAGACUUAAUCAUACUUCGAGUACACUUACUGAGUACUUAAAGUUAUUAUUGACAAACAAGAUUUAUUUCCAUGGAUCUAUUCUCAGGUAUGCCUAAGUCUGAAUUCAGUCUAGCAUGCUUAAUGCUGUAUUUCAUUCUGAGUUGAAAGUAGUAGCUAACUCCGGUAUAUAAAACAUAGCAUUUUUUUCUAAUGCUUACAGCCUCUACAGCAGUGGUUCUCAACCUGUGAGUCCCCAGGUGCUUUGGCCUACAACUCCCAGAAACCCCAGCCAGUUUACCAGGAUUUCUGGGAGUUGAAGCCCAAAACAUCUGGGGACCCACAGGUUGAGAAGCACUACUCUACAGCCUCUGUGGAAUCAUGUUUUUUGUAUAUGUGUGUUAUAACUGAAGGUACUUAGAUAUAUGUAUUGAGCUGCAAUAGCUGAUACUUGAAGAAAUUGAGCUCCACACUGUUCCCAUUAUUCCACUGUACCCUCCAGAACAAAGUGGGUCCAUCAAUGUGUGUGAACUCAUAGACAGCUAUUAGUGAAACUGACAUGAGAAUACAUCAAUUGAGGUAUGUUGCCUUAUGUCUAAAUCCAAAUAAAUGUUGCAUAGUAAAAACCCUCAUUAUGACAGUUGUGUUAGAUUAUACCAUUGUGCAAGAUAUUAUGAACCAGUUUGUACUUUCCAUAACCUCUUAGACAACUGUUUUCAUGACCAAGCAUAUAUUAGAUACCACUCUUGCACUAACACUGCUCAUGCAUCAUAAUUUAGCAAUGUCAUUGGACGCAGGUCUUUAGUUCAAAGUUUUUUCUGUUCAUAGCGUAGAUGUCCCUCUAAAUUUGUGUAUAUAGUAUCAGCACACGUUAGUGAAGGAAGGUCAUAUUUAGUUUAUGAACCUCUACUGUAAAGAAAAAGUUCAUUAUGGUACUUUAAAGAUGUUAAACUCAAGGAGUGACUUUAUAAAUUGUUAGUAGUCUAAAUAUACAGUUGCCACAUUGUGGGCCCUCAUGCCUCAAGAUCUGGAGUAAAUGAAAUUGCAGGAAGCCUCCUUGCAUACUUGACCUUGCAUACUUGACACACACUUAAUUGCUAGUUUAAUGCCAAACAGCCUUCCGAAUUUCCCCAGGGUUCAUCUGGGCAGUGCUGUAGAGGGGUAGGUAUGAAUGCAGCUGGAGUGCUGUUAACCCUCACUUCACUUCCCACUGAAUCCUAAUCAGUCUAAGAGAAGAUGUUGACUCUUGCAGACUUGUCGGACACUAAACCUGAGUAUCUUCCAGAUGCUCAGUCCGUACGGGGCCUACCACUGAGGGUAACUCCCAAGCAUUCUCAGAACAACUCUGUCCUGAAACUUCUUGAAGCACAUGAUCUAGUUAAGCUGUCCAAGGUAUUCAUUUCCACUUACAAUCCUUUAUUUUAAUUUUAUAUGGAAUUUUACCUACCCUAAUAAUGAGUUCAGCUACAAUUUCAAAGGAAAAGCACAUUUGAUUGAAUAUUUUAUACACUGCACCACUCCAGGGCUGAGAUGGGCAUGAUAUGCUAAAACGAUAAUUGGCACAUGCCACAUAGUUAUUUCUGUUUGUGUAUCAAUUUAAGCAGUGGGCGAUCCCACCUGUAUGACUUGGUUUUGGAUUGUAGCAUCCAUAACUGGGAAAAGGGGAACAUAUAAAUUAGCCUUUUCCAACCUGGUGCCUUCCGGCUGGGUUGGACUACAAUACCAUCACUCCCCAGCCACCACAGAGAUGAUGAUAGCUAUAACCCAGCACAUGUAGGCAAAAAGCUGAAAAAGGCUACUAUAAACAUAUAGUUUCUACCACUGUCGUCUAAUACUUAGCAGCUGCACAACAGAACAAUCAGGAGGUGUCAUUCUACUGAUUUUUUUAACAAAUACUGUUCCAUGGUGAAUCCGUGAAAUAUUUCCUCUCCAUUUUCAGCGGUGUUACUCUUUGUUAUCAGUUGCCUACAAAAGGUACAAUUGAAUGUACAAAAGGAUAGCCAUUGUUUGCCAUUUUAAGCAUACUUGCUAAGACAACCCUGUCAGUUUGGGUUAUGUUUGAGUAAACAUGGCUAGGUUUGGGCAGUAAGAAGUAUUCCAGAAAGUAAUGAAAUCCAAUGCAAUGGGUUUGAUCAUCAAUACUGCUGUUUGGAUUGCUAUUCUUGCUAAGGGUUGUCUUCAUAAUGGUACUAGGUAUUAAAGAGUUAUUUUCUGAUCUUUAGGUGUAUAGACUGUUUCAUUCUUUCUCAGUAAGUUAGACUAUUGGAUGAGUCACAGUCCUACCAUCUAUUCACUUUGACUUGUCAAAUAAAAAACAGUGUUUAUUCCUGCAAUGGAUGUGCCUUAUUUUGAAAUGAACUGGUUAAAAGAGGGAGGAAACAUGAAUAAACAGUGCCAAAUUUUACCUAUAAGGCUAUGCUUACAUAAUAGCACAUAUCACUGUUAAUAAGACUGUCUGAAUAUUGUCUAGUGUAUUUUGGACAUUGACAUGUCAUUGUACAUGUAGGAACUGAAUGUCCUCUUCGGGAAAGUUCGCUGUUGUUAAGUUUGCAGACAUGUAAGAUAAAAAACACAUGUUCAUUUUUUCACCUCAGCUUUUUUUUAACUUUUAUAAAAAGUGUAAUCUCUUUUUUUAAAAAAAAAAUGUGUAAAUACAUUUACAUUCAGUAGAACUAGUGUUCAAAUGUAAGAGACCAUUGUGGUCUUCAUUUGAUAAAUCUGCAUUUAUGAUCUGAUGUUCUUUGAGCCUUAGAUCACCCUUAAGGGUCUGUAGCACUGUGUACAUAUCAACUGUACUUAGGCUUUCAGAACCACUUUUGUAAUGAGAAAAUGUUUCUUACAAUGUCAAUAAAACAUCAUUUGUA